AUUCUGAAAGCUAACAACAGAGACGCCCAUACACCACGAUCGGCGUCUCGACACCACACAAGAAAUCGAGCGUACUUCCCCGUCGCAAUCAUGGCAGACUCGAACAGCGCAUCGGAGGACAUUGUCGAGAAGUACGAUGUCCUCCCCAAGAUGAUCCAAUAUCUCGACAGACACCUCAUCUUCCCACUGCUUGAGGACCGAGAAGACACAACGGAGAACAAAAAGCUCAAGGCCGCGCUUCUCAAAGGUACAAAUAUGUUCGAUUAUUUGGGCAAGUUGGACGCGGAGAUCAAGGGUCUGUCACAACCAGCGAAGGAGUACGCACAAAAGCGGGAUGAGGCGAUCGCGAAACGCGAUCAGCUUGCACAGCAGACAGAGAAGCUGAGAGGACUGCUAGAGGAUGAGGCAGUCGUAUCAAACUUCAGGAGUGACAAGGUGGCCAACUUGAAGUAUUUGGAGACGGAGCAUGGCGUCACCAGCGAUAUGGUGAACGCUUUGUACGAUUUUGGCAACUUCCAGUACAGCUGUGGCGAGUACGUGCAGGCUGCCGAUUUACUCUAUCAGUUCAGAGUCCUGUCAACGGAUAAUGAUAAGGUCGCGUCGGCUACAUGGGGCAAACUUGCCUCCGAUAUCCUCUCGACAGAGUGGGAGACUGCUAUGGAGGAGAUCACGAAGGUCAAGGAACUCAUCGACACACGGCUCUUCAACAACCCACUUGCACAGCUGCAGCAUAGGACAUGGCUUCUCCACUGGGCUCUCUUCCCCUUUUUCAACUACGAAGGAGCCCGCGACACCCUUACAGAUCUCUUUUUUUCCCCAGCCUAUAUCAACACGAUACAGACUCUCUGCCCGUGGCUCCUAAGAUACCUCACUGCUGCUGUAGUUACUGGACGAUCGCGUACCAAAAACUCGAAUACGUACCAGAAGCAGUUGAAGGACCUAACGAAGAUCGUUAACCAGGAGGGCUACGAAUAUUCGGACCCCCUAACACAAUUCAUCAAGGCCUUAAACAUUGACUUCGAUUUCGAGGAGGCACAGAAGAAGCUGGGAGAGGCGGAGCAGAUUCUCGCAGAGGAUUUUUUCCUGCGUAACUUGACCGACACCUUCGUUGACUCAGCACGCCAUCUCAUCUCGGAAAGCUACUGCAAAAUCCAUCAACGCAUCGACAUCAAGGAUCUCUCGACCCGCCUUAACCUCUCGCAAGCUGAAGGUGAAAAGUGGAUCGUAAACCUCAUCCGUGACACACGCGUGGAUGCGAAAAUCGACUACCAGCAGGGCACGGUUGUGAUGAAUCAUCCACCACAGUCUGUCUAUCAGCAGGUUAUCGAGAAGACGAAGGGCGGCUUCUUCAGGACGACUGUCAUGUAUGCUGCUGUAGGCAAAUCGUAAAGCCGUCAUUACUUUUCUGUCGAGCAGCUUCUCAAGAUCCUGCGUCCUAUCUGCAGCAAGCCUGGAUCGAUUCGUUGGACGAUGUUGUUUCCGGCGAUCAGCUGCAGACCUAGAGAUUGGUUGUUUGAAUCACAAGUGUGUGCUAGGUUCAAAUCUAGCGGUGCCGUUUUCGCGUUGUGAGCACUGCAAUCUUCGGAAAUGCUUGAGCCCGAUCGGAUCUUCAUUUCAAACACUGAGAAUGAAGUGUACGAUGUGGCUAGAUGAAAACCAGUAGGUGAUGAACCUGGUUGGGCCUUCCCAUGUACUUCUGCACGUAGACGCGUGUUUUGCGUCAGGUCACACUCUGAAAGUGGGGCUUUUAUUUCGUUUGUUCGGGAUGAAUAUAGCAUGAGCAUGUAUGGCAUCACCAUGAGGGCGUCAUUUUUCUAAGGCUUAAACAAGUAGGAGUGUGGUGACUGGAGUAAGCCGGCUUCGCGUCAUAUACCGUAGGCAGUUCAAAAAACUUAGACAACAUCGCGUGAAUUGUCUGAGCAAUGAAGACUAAAGGAUUGAAAUGAAUAGAGACAGUGUCACCU
Molecule: messenger RNA, 1964 nt
Organism: Verruconis gallopava
Lineage: Eukaryota; Fungi; Ascomycota; Dothideomycetes; Venturiales; Sympoventuriaceae
Product: eukaryotic translation initiation factor 3 subunit E
Exons: 3
Coding region: 91-1389 (432 amino acids)
Biological process (GO): translational initiation
Cellular component (GO): cytoplasm; nucleus; eukaryotic translation initiation factor 3 complex
Molecular function (GO): translation initiation factor activity
Source: RefSeq, a predicted model, not a curated record